CCGUCUUGUACCUCCUAGUCGUCCUCUGCAACUGACCAGGCUCAACAGCGGAAAGGAUGAGCUUCGUAUGCUGGCCGGGGCGGCCUACGUGACCGAAUAUCAGUAUCCGUACCUCAACAAUACCCCCCCUCCCCGUGCACGCAGCCCCGAAAUGACACCUCUCUGUUAGAUUCACCGCAACAUCAUGGGGCGAGGAAACAGUGCGGGAAAGACCAUAAGCUCACUCUCCACCUUUGUUCUGCUCGUGUCAAACACGUCCGAGAUCGUGAUUCCAGUGUGGCCGCCUUAUUUUGUAUGCGGCUGGACUCGCAGCCCUCCCUGAGCAAACAUGCUUGUCACUUUAGUCUUUCGGACAGGAAAUUGCCAGAAGUGACAGUGGAAACCGCCCAUCAGGUCUUUCCAUUGCAGACACUAGCCUCCGAAGAUUCCCACUCACCUCUUCACUAGCGUCCCCUUGUCCAUGUCACUCUCAUGGACAAGGUCAAUAGGGACCCACCCCCUUCCCAUUCAACCCAUCCAUUCCCGUUUCGUCUCCAGACUGUCGGAUCCAUUCACUUGCUGUCAAUACCACAUGCCACAAACCUAGAUAAGCGAGGCAUGAUUCCCUGCUCGAGACUACUUUCCCAGAUCCUCGCUUAACCUCGAUUACCCUACUCUCCUGCUGGCCUCCCAUCUGUUUCCUUUGCCCACCUCUCCCACCGUACCAUCGCCUUGCCGAGCGGUCUCUGCACCAGACUCAAGCCCAGCCUACCCUAGUGAUGGCGGUGCUCGACCCUAUCUUGUCCCAUUCUGGGGGAAUAAUGGCGACUGCUUUCUCCCUCUCCAGCCUGGCUGUUCUCCUUGUCCUAGGCCUCCUCGGAUUCUUGUCGGCCUCGACCUACUCCACAUGGCGCCGUCUCAAACACAUUCCUGGGCCACCGUCCGCUGGUCUCAGCAAGUGGUGGAUGCUGCGUAACACCCUUGGUGGGAGCAUGCAUCUGGCUCUGAAGGCGGCCUGCGAUACCCAUGGUAAGAGGUGGUUGGUUGGCCACAGCCCAGGCCCCCAAGUUCUCGGAUCUCUUUCUCGUCAACACCAAACGAGACAUGCAGAUGAUGGUCCUUGCGCGCCAGCCUGAGACAUCUGUGUAGGCCGAGCGCAUCGCGGCAAGGGAGACAGACAUGCUGUUGGUCAAAUUCCGAGCAUUGCUGACUGGCGGUUGUGUGUACAGGCCACAUCGCCCGCGUCGGACCCAAGACGCUCGUGACGGACGAUCCGGAAGUCGUGAAGCGUAUGUGGGCCGUCCGCUCCAGAUACAAGAAGGCUGAUUUCUACGACGCCGUCCGGUUCGACCCCACCCGUGACAACAUCAUCUCCCAGAGGGACGAUGACCUGCACAAUGAGCUGCGGGCGAAAAUGGCUGCAGGAUAUGCCGGGAAGGAGAACGAGGGACUGGAGCGCGGAAUCGACAAGGGCAUCAUGGCGUUCAUCGGUCUCAUUGAGCGCGACUAUGUUUCCGAGGGUGCCAUAUUCCGCCCUAUGGAUCUGGCUAGAAAGGCACAGUACCUGACCAUGGACAUCAUCGGCGAUAUUGCCUUUGGUGCAGACUUCGGCCACCUCGCCCAAGAUGCCGAUGUUCACGAGUAUAUCGCUAGAACUGAGGCUAGCAUGCCCGUGAUGAUGAUUGUCAGCGUCCUGCCGAUCCUGGCGAGGGUGAUGCAGCUGCCGCUGCUCCGUCGCCUCAUGCCUUCAGAGGAGGACCCUCAUGGGUUUGGAAAAUUCAUUGGCGUGGCCAAGCGUGUGGUAGCUGAGCGGCUCGGACCAAACGGAAUUGACCGCAAGGACAUGCUCGGGUCGUUCCUCAAGCACGGCCUGAGCCGGGAGGAAGCCGAGGGAGAAGCUCUGGUCAACAUAAUUGCGGGCUCUGACACAACCGCCACGGCUAUCCGGACGACCAUGCUCUACCUGAUGAGUUCGCCCCAGGCCUACAGGAAGCUCGCACACGAGAUCCGCACAGCAGCUGCAAAUGGUCAAAUCUCCAGCCCCAUCACGGACGAGGAGGCACGUACCCUCCCGUACCUGCAGGCGGUCAUCAAGGAGGGGAUGCGCGUGUUCCCGCCCGUGACGGGCUUGAUGCCGACAAUCGUACCUCCCGGUGGCGACGUCAUCCGUGGGAUCCCUGUGCCCGAGGGCACGGAGAUUGGUUGGUCGGCUUUUGGGGUGCAGCACAACAAGGGUGUGUAUGGCCUCGAUGCGGAGACAUUCCGGCCAGAACGCUGGCUUGAGGUCAAGGACGAGCUGCUGCUCCAGGAGAUGACCAGCACGUGGGAGCUUGUAUUCAAGUACGGCAAAUGGCAGUGCCUUGGAAGGUCUGUCGCCCUGCUGGAGCUGAACAAGAUCUUUGUUGAGCUUCUACGUCGGUACGAUUUCGGACUGCUCAACCCCCCUUCACCGUGGAACUCAUUCAGUGCUGGAAUCUUCAUCCAGUCAGAGCUCUGGGUCAAGGUGACCCGGAUCUGAGGAUGAUGGGACCAGCACUCGAUAUGGGUGACCCUCGCCAAGUUGGCCCUGAACGUGCACAUGACCUUGUCUUUGUUUCCCAAAGUUUACUUUCACAUACCCAGGGUGGCAAAGGAAUUUUUUUAUUCUUCUUCAAAUGGCAAAUUAAGCGGGCGUAAUCGAUGAAUUAUGGCUUGGCCAAGCAGUGCAUCCGGCAAGGGUGGCCUGGGUUCACGAGGAUGUGAUGCCAUUGCGUGUGAGUGGUCGGGGCAAUGUCAGUAGAGAUGGCAGCAGAAAAGAGUGGUUAGACUCGGUCUCGGGCAGAGGAAUACCCCCAAAGAAUUAAGCUGUGUAUAUUUCGU
Molecule: messenger RNA, 2838 nt
Organism: Diaporthe batatas
Lineage: Eukaryota; Fungi; Ascomycota; Sordariomycetes; Diaporthales; Diaporthaceae
Exons: 4
Coding region: 1271-2497 (408 amino acids)
Molecular function (GO): iron ion binding; monooxygenase activity; oxidoreductase activity, acting on paired donors, with incorporation or reduction of molecular oxygen
Source: RefSeq, a predicted model, not a curated record